GCGCAACAUAGUCGGGAGAGGCGAGGCAUCUGAACACAAGCCGUGCACACCAGACAGCUGUCGGAAUGACGCCUGACUAUAUUCCACAAUGUUAACGUGAAGGAAUACAGGAUUAUAUGUCACCGUGUUUCCCUGGUCUCUGUGUGGGGUGUACCGCAGGGAGGUUUGCGAGGAUACAGUGAAGCUAAUUCGACGAAUCAUUGUUCUAACGAGACAUACAUUUUCAUAUAGGUUUAUCCUUGCAAGAACCAACUAACUGAUCGUCCUUGACCGCUACCGGAACCCCCAGCGAGGCAGCUGGAAUGGGGGUUUUUCAACAGCUAUUUUUGUUGUUCAAGAAGAACUUCAUUCUCCGAAAAAGGCAACCUAUCACUCUCGUCCUUGAGGUAGCAUGGCCGGUGUUGAUCGUCGCCGUGAUCGCCAUCAUCAGACAAGGGGUGCCACCUCAAGACAAAGAUACAUGUCACUACCAAAAGCGUGCUAUGCCCAGUGCGGGCGUGGUGCCCUUCCUCCAGACUUUUGUAUGCAACCUGGAUAACCAGUGCCACAGCCCCUAUACCCUGAAUCGGGCCCAGGAGACGACCUACAGUGUGUCCAAGUUAGUACAACAACUAGCUCCGAGUCUGGCUUCCGAUGAUGUUAUCCAGGGUCUGUUAGCUAUGGAUCAAGGCGUCUCCGUGAUGGAUGCACUUGUUAACAUUGCCAAUGAUUCCGACCUGCUGGCAGGCUUGGAUUCUAUGCUAACAGUCCGGAGUUUCUUCCAAGAUCCAAACUACGUGAAACAGGUCCUGGUGGCAAACUAUAAAGUGAUGAACGAGGAACAGGCGGAUGCCUUGUUGGAUUCUACUGUCAACAUCACUAUGAUAUUCGACAUCAUUGGUUAUCCUGACUUCCGCGGUGUUGCUUGUAAUCCUGCCCGACUGAGCCAGUUCCUAUUGUUCAAACCCGAUGUCGAUGUCCGCAACAUCUCCGCCAGCCUCUGCAUCAUCAGCACCGACAGGAUCUCCGAGAUCAGCAGGUUCCUCCAGUCCCAGUUUGACAUAGCAGAGCUUGUCAGGGUUAUGGGGAAGUUCGAAAAGCUUAAGAAGCGUCUUGGAAUGCCCUACACAUCUGCUCAAGCCUUCGGGGACAUUGCAGACAUGGUUGACCUGGCGAUGAAGUCGCCUUCUCUCCAGGCAGCUCUCGCAUCCAUGUCCAGCCUCAGACAGUUGCCAGACCUUAUCCGUAAACUGCCGGAGAUGAUUGAUAAAAUAAAACAGAUGGGAUACUUUGACAUGGCACCGUUUGUAAGACUGGUGGGUAUUCUGGACCCUGUGGUGGAGGCCAUGAAACCUAACGACACCAUCUGGUACGCUGUGAAGUAUACAGUGCUGGUGGCUGCAGACUUGUCUGACCUCGUACAGCAGAAAACCAAUGGUUCCGCCACUGACACAAUCAAUCGACUCUUUGGCUCCGCACAGAAGAUGCUAGAGUAUGUGCAGCAGUUGGCUGGAGCCAUGCAAGUAGAUUUUAAGCUGCUCCUUGGGGCAGUGACACAAGUGGAUUGGUUAAAUAUCUACGACCAGAUAGCCAAUGGUGCUGUCAAUACCAAAGCAACUGAACAAAACCUCCAGCAACUGCAGACCACACUUCAAAGUCAACCACUUAUUUGGAAUGUAACAGCUCCUGUUGUCAUGGUGAUUAACCGGAUGCUAGACAUUAGUACCAUCAUGAUUCAGGAGACAAAGGACUUGGAGACAGUUGUGUCUGACAUGGUAAACAAGAUUGGCCCAGCACAAUCAGCACUGACCACACUCUUCAACAAAGGGCCCAACAUCACUAUGGCUGUUUUGUCAGCAUUCACUGACUCUAAGGCAUUGGCGCGACUGUUUGAGUACCCCUUCUCCUACCAAGCCUUCUGCAACGGCAUCAUGGAUGAUGUGGCCAAAACCACUGAUGUUACUGUAGUGGCAGACUUGAGAGCAGUUAUGUGCACCGCCAACAUCUCAGCGUCUGUCAACAACCUGUUUGCGUCACUAAGAGCACAAGACAUUGAGAGAAUUAUGGAUGAUACAGUGACGAAGAUCAGGAACUUGAUGAAUGGCGAGAUCCCCCCAGCAAACCUGACCAUGGUGUUCCUGAGAGCCCAGGAUAUGGCAACAGCUGUCAUGAACUUUGUUGACAUAACUAAUGCCACCUGGCGGAACGUUUUCACAACAAUCCGUCUACCAAACAUUGAUCUUUCCGAAAGACAAUGGGAACCGGUUCUAGAUCAGAUGAACCAGAAUUAUGUAGCAUCAGCGUUUCUGGCGAUGUUCCGAGGUUUUGGUACUGCCAUGGAUAAUGGAAACGUUGGUCCUAUGAUCGGCCAGUAUGUACACAUGGCAGAUUCUGUCAUCAAGAAUUUUUACAAGUACAUGCAGAUGCUAUUGGACAUCUACUCGCCCACCUCCACAUUAGGUCGUAUGGUGCAGAUGGUGACCACGUAUGCACCAGAACUUCUACAGGCGAUGUCCACCAUGGCCAAGAACCCUUCACAGAUUGUUCAAAUCGUGUCUAUUACGGAUCCAAUGGCAGCAAUGUGUUCCUGGGUUCAGCAGAUGCCACUACCGGCAUACGUCCCCCACACCGACAUGUCCAACGCCGUCUGUUAUGGACUCCCAGAGAUGUACAACCAAGCCAUGAACAUGACAUCUACUAUGAACACUCUGGUCCAGCAGAUAGUCGAUGCAACUCAACCACAGCCUGGCCGCAGCUAUGACCUACAGAAGGACUGGUCAGAGAUCAUGGACUACACAGAAAGGACUGUGACCAUGCUGAGUCAGCAAGGGAAUCUGCUUGCGCUUGUGGAGGGUCCAGUGAGCCUGAUGACAGUUGCUAACUUCACACGGAUGGAGAAAACCUUUGCAGUGAUGGGUGACAUCAUGGAGGGAUUUACAUAUAAGGAUAUGGCAAGCUUCAUGGACAUUUCCCUGGCUGUGAUACACCAACUUGAACCCUCCAUGCAGAACAGCAAUGACUGGAAGAUUGUGGAGCACAGCGUCCUGGCAUACAACGCAUUCCUUAAACUCGUAAAUCACUACUACACAAAUAUUACUGAGGGCAGCAGCUACUCAGACCUGUUGAGGACGUUCCCAGCUGAGUUCCAGGCUUAUGCAAGGAAGAUGGCAUCGGUGACUCCAGACUUCAUCGAGGCCCUCAAAAAUACAAUCCUAAAUCCAGAGAAGCUGGUUAAAAAGAUCUUUGACCUCCAAGCUGGGUUUGCUGGUCCUGACUGCUCAACAUCUUGGCUGACCGAUUUCCUGGACAUUGACAGCAACAGCUCCCUUAUUGAAUUUGAACGAGAGACCUGCUCCUUGAACUGGACAGCCUUUGGCAUGGAUCUUCUACAGCAGGAUCCCUACAUGCAGGAGUAUACGAAUCAGGUGGCUAUUCUGUCGAACCCAGACCUGUCUAGCCUGCCAGACGUGACGGUCAACUGGACCGAGGUUAUGGUCAACACAGAGCGAUAUCUACAGUGGAUAACUGAAGGACUAGUCAUGAACAGCAGCACACAGUUUAGCAUGGCUCCCUUCAACGUCUCUGCCAUCGACAUGAAGUGGACCGAGUUUGUUGCUGCCAUGAAAUCUCUCGAGAAUGUUGACAUUCAGAGACUUGGAGAUCUGGUGACAAUGAUCCAGAUAUCUCUGGAGAAGCUGGGGAUGACUAUGGGGAACUCUACAGAUGGCAGCGCCGAUGCCUUCAUCCUCAACUCCUUGUAUGGCCAACUAUACAUAAAUCACCACACCCUAGCCUUCUUAAAUAAAAUCCUCACGUACUUCUCAACACAUGGCACAGUGAACGUGUACGACUACCUGGGCUCUGAUGAGUUGAAGACAUCCUCCAGGCUGACGGAACUGGCACCAGAGUUCAGCAAGCUCGUGUUGGACUCACUCGUGUCCUACUUCAACGAACCACAGAAGAUUUACAAGUUCCUGAACAUGCCCGACUUUUUGGGACAGUUGUGUUCGAAUAUGACUGUGUUCACAACUGUGUUCGACACGUCAAAGUCCAGUGCUGACCCAUCAACUCUGCAGACAGUCCUGUGUUCUAUUACGGGCAAUCUCAACUACACAGCCAUGUAUAUGGAACUGAGGCAGAACUGGGAUGGCUUCGCCCAGUUUGCAGAUGCUAUAACGGGAAUAUCACUGAACACAAUCCCAGUCGAACAGCUUCGGGUUAACGCCUCCACUCUCAUCUCCGACCAACUAACAUUCAUGGAUCUGAUCAACAGAACUAUCAUGAACCCGCCCAAUAUUGUAUUCUUCACAAACAACAACUGGAUGAAUGCUACCAUCUAUACUGAACUUGGGGAGACUUUCCUGCAGGACAUGAAUGUUAUAUUCAGCAAGUACCAGGACCCAGGAGUUGCGAUGGAGAUGCAGUUGCGGAUGAUGCUCACUAGCCUUGGUGAUAUUCCAGAGGCCAGAACAGCAAUGAAGUACAUGGAGGUCAUGGGGGAAAUCAUGCUCAGCCAGAUACAGAGGAACUUUGAACCUCUGAAUGAGUCAUUGCAAGACUUCCCGAACAUGCUGAAGAUUGUGCAGCUGAUGAAUGACAUCCCCUUUGUCCUGGAGGUCACACUGUACACCAACCUGGUUGCAUCAGAGAAGACUGCUCAGUGGAGCGCAGCCAUGCAGUCAUUUGAGACGUUCUGUGGAACAGACCCUGCCAAUCUAUUCUCUAUUCCCCCAACACUGCAGUUCAGCAUGGCGCCGUUCUUAAGGACCAUCUGUACCAUCAACAUCACAGCUCUCAUGGAGGAGUCCCAGCGUUAUUCUGGGAGUGAUAGACUCACUGCUUUGAUUUCUGGCAAUAUGACUGAACCAGUGAAUGUGACUGCCUUGCCUCUAACGAUGAUGAAACUUAUUGAGACACUGACCAAUGGAAACACAACGUAUGGAAUCAUGCAGGGCCUGCCUCGGUUGUUUGAUGCGGCCACAUGGACGGCUGUGAUUGAGAGGAUGGGGGGAUACCUGAACCAGUCAGUUACUACCCUUAUGUCUCCAAAGUCUAUGUUUCUUCUUGCACAAAACAUAGUCUCCAGUGUCCCUGGUCUUCGUAGUCAGCUGAAACCGAUGGAAAUUGUAAUGAUUGUCUUGGAGACCAUCUUAGAUCGAGUGCUUAUCCUGGAGAAUGCAACCUCAUUUGCCCCCCGAGAUAUCUUCCCCCAAUCCCCUCAGCUUCAGGCCAUGAUAGACUUGCUGCAGGAACCUGGAGUGUUGGUGGUGCUGAUGGAGUCUCUCAACUCUCAGAAGAUGACGCCUUUGUUUGCAAUGACAAAUGUGACCGAGGUCUUCAUGACCCUGUGCUGGCCCGGCGCCAACAUCUCCCAGUACCUGGUAGUACCCCCGGGUGUCACCUUUGAUGUGUCCAAGCUUCAGAGCGGCUUUUGUGCGAUCAAUAUCACACAACUGGAACCCGAGGUCUACGCUGCCUUUGAUAUACCAAGAAUACAGAGAGUGGCAAAUGGAUUAGAACAAGUAGACUGGCUGGGAGUGGGGGCUAAGUUCCAGCGUGUGUACGACCUGGUGACCCGGUGGGUUCGCAUGCCUCCCACGGUCGUCUUGCCGGCCAACUGGGAGAAUGGAUCCUACUGGCUGAACAUGCUGGAGCAAUAUGCCAUGGCUAGACAAGAUCCUGCUGCUAUCAAUGCUGAGAUUGAGAGCCUACUGACCAGGUUGGGUCCGCUGAUGAUGCAAGAACCAUUCCGUCAGUAUGGGAUAGUGAUGGAGGCUGUGAUGAGACUGCUCAAUGAGAACAUAGUCGGUCUCCAGAACAAGAGUCUGACUGUCACAUCCAUGUUUGAUCAGGUCCCCAUCCUAAGGGAUGUGAUAACAGCCAUAGGAUUGAGGGGCGACAUGCUGGAGACAGUGUUGACAGCACCAGUGAAAGAUACCGAGCUUUUCACUCGGGCUCUACUCGAUCCCACAUCUAGUAAUGUGUGUACCUCACCAGUUGUUUGGAGAGAUAUCCUACUUCUUCCAGCGACAUUUAACUUCUCUGCUUUGACACAAGCCAUCUGCAGCCAAAACACAUCCAUCAUGGUUGCUAACCUUAUCAGAAAUCUUGACCUUGAGAGGGUCAUUGCAGGAUUGAGCAACAUGUCAGUUAUUCCUGACUGGAAGCUCAUUUUAUCACAGUCUCAAGUGCUUGCCCAAAACAUCAACAAUCUGAUUCAGAACCCACCAGCCUUCAAUGUGAGUGCUAGCCUUGCUAUUCUCCAGACAUCUUACAACGAGACCAACCUGUGGAACCUAGUCACCGUCUACAAUGCUAUGGCUCAAGUGUUUGGGAACAGUUCUGAGUUCCAGGCUGUGGAGGGAUACAUGAAUGGGGCUUCACUUGUCCUCAACUUCCUCAAUGACCUCUUCCAGAAGAUGGCAGUAAAUGGUGUGACACUUGACCUAGGGUCAGUGUUCAGUGGAAGUCCUACCUUCACUGGUUUGAUCAAUACUAUGCUCCAUCUGAGGCCCGAUCCCAUCACAGCACUUGCCUCAGUACAGUUGAAGAAUUCACAGUCAAUGGCCUUUUCUGCUUUUGUCACUGACCCACAACGGCUUGCCACCUUGUUUUGUGACGAGACUGUAUUCCUGCAAUAUUUCAAUGUGGCCCCUGGCUUCAACCUAUCCAGCCUCCUGCCCAAACUCUGUAGACUCAACUUCACCAACAUGGCUUCGGAGCUUGACUCAAACUUCAUGGUAUCAGCUUUAAUUGCAAAAUUCCAGCAAACAGGACGUCAGCCAUUCAACAUGACAUCCUACAUGGCGGUAUACCAGCAGUUGAACAAUAAGAUCAUGGAGCUGACAGGUGUAAGAAAUGUCAGCUUUGGGGACUAUGACCUUGAACGCCUGGCCCAGGUGAACAUGACCGCGUUGCUUCAAGCGUUGGAGCAACAAUCAGCUGCCGCCAUGAGGGACUACCCUGCUUACAUAAACACUUUGUUGGAUUCCCUACAACAGAGUCUUAGGAAUACAUCUGACUGGAAAACUGUGGCUAUCUCCCUCAAAAUCAUGGACCUGUAUCUUAAGUACUUCAACGACAACCUCGAAACAAUAUCAGGACAACCUCUGAGCCUUGAGCUGCUUGUGAGGAACACUGAACUGGGUCGUGUUCUCCUUCCCAUCAUGUCAGACCCCCUCUGGCUGGACCAGCUGCUCCAACUCCAGAUCAAAGCAGACAAGUUACAGGAACUGUUGCAGUCACCAGAUGCUGGUACUGCUGUUUGUAGCAGUGCAUUAUGGGAAGCGUUUGUCACACCAACGAAUACAUCUGCCCUGGAGUACCUGCAGCAGCAGAUGUGUUCCAUCAACACCACCGUCCUCAUGUGGCAGACUAUCACCAACACUGCCAAGGGGUACCAGUUCUACCAGCAGAUGAUGCUUCUGAUGAGUGAACUUGAAAGAGGCACCUCCACUGUGAACGUCAACACCACAGAGCUGACCUCAGAUCUCACAAAGACAAUCAACCUCAUAAGUGCAUUUGCCAACAGCCUCACCAACAGCUCCCUGUCUGCAGACAACUUUGUCAAUGUCGCUGGAUUCCAGAAUGUUCUGAACAAGUUCCAGAGCACUAUCAUGCAGAAACUCAUCCAACUGUCAUCUCAACUGUCUACAGGCAUCAGCACACUCCUCUGGCCAUCCAUCCCCGACCCUGAUGCUGCCAGCUCCAUGGCCCGCUCCAUCAACACCAUGAAGGUGAUCAUGGAUGUCAUCAACAACAGACUAGAGGACAUUAAAGGUGGCAACAUCUCCCUUAAUACACUGGCUGGCAAAUCCCCUGCUCUGUUGGCACUGAUGGAAGCCUACAUAAAUGUCACAAAAUUUGGACUACAGGCCUGGAUGGAUGGGCAGAUAGACAUGCAGAGGAUCAUUGAACUGAUGAGUGACCAGUCUAUGGUGACCUCACGGUGUCAGGCUGGAACAGUGGCAGCAUUCAUCUCUAACAGCACCACCCCCAACACCGUGGUGAGGAACCUGCAGACAGUCCUCUGUACCUACAUGACGGAUCUCCCCAGGGAAUUCAGCAGUCUCGUGGAUUAUCAGCAGAUACAACAACAGAUAUCUGACAUCUGGAACUCCACAGUUGUGGUACGUCCUGACUUCGCAGGGUACUCGGCCAGUGUGGAGAGGUUCAGCCAGCUGGUGACUCAGAUAGCCCAGAGCAACAUCCAGCUGUCACAGGGACUCAAGAAUACAUUUGACUUCUCCAGCCUACUCAACUCUCUCAAUAAUUUGGUGAAAGAUCCUUCUUUGAUCUUCACCCUCUUGAAACCUUUUGGCCUGGUGUUGGACAAGCCCCUACAGAACGAUGUAGCGAGGAGCAUCUUCAGCGGCAUCGACUCCCUCAUGCUUGUCCCAGUGUCUCACUACUUGCAGAUCCUCAGUGAUAAUGGCCUGUCUUUCUCAUCCAUACUGACUGAUCCAAUGAAGAUGAUCAAGGCAAUGGGUAUCAUGGCAGACUUUGACACACAGAUAAGUCUGUCCGUAGAAAUUGUUGCUAAACCAAUGUUCAAACAUAUUGCUAAAAAUACUGACUUCAUUACCAACAUUCUGUGCAACACGACCCUGGUGGAGUCUUACAUCCUCCCCCUUGUCACCCCUGGCAUUGCCAACAUCCUCUGUCACGACCAUCCCACCAUGUGGGUUCCCAAACUCCGACAACUGGGUCUAGGGAACGUGGAGAUAUAUGGGCUGGCUGGGAAGUUAUCCAGCCUCCAAUUAAAAUAUCAUUUUGACACUACGUGUUCAUGGGACUGCCCACAAGAUGGACUUUGUCCUCCGGUUCAGUGCAAUAUCAGUGUCUGGAAUCCUCUGACAAGCGACAUCACAUGGGUACAAUUCCUGUCUGACAUGGAGAAGAUGACCAAACUGUUCCUGUCUGAGAGCGGUGGAGUGAUGACAAUGAAUAUGACAGCCAUCAAGGCUGGAGAAAGCUUAGAAGCAAUUUGGAACAGUAUUGGAAAAUCUGUCCUUGGAAACUUGUUAAAAACGUCAUUUGGUGUGAUGAAGGGAGUGGACAUUCAAACGUCAGGUCAAACAUGGUCCAGAUUUAAACAGAUAAUUCACUUUGUGGGGACAAUGAAUUCUUACCUUAAUGGCAUGCUUGAGAAGUUCACCAACUCCACAUCUGAAAUAUACCUACAAGAUGUCUUCCCAGACUCAAAGCAAGUUGCCAAACUCCUUGCUGCAGCUGUUGGUCAAGACACUGCUGCUGAGUUUCUUACUGCUCUUUUUAACCCUCUCAAAAUCUAUGACCAGCUGGCCAAUCCUGCCACUUGGGUCAACAUUUUCUGUGACCCUGUCUUGUUUAAUUCAACAUUUACAUUCCCUUCGGGCACACACGUUGGUGCCAUUCAGACCGCAAUGUGCACCAUGGCUGUCAACCAAUCUUCCAGUAUGGAACAACUUAUUAAUCUCUUUGAUGCUGGAAAGGUCCUGAAAGAGUUACAAGCAGUGAUGGCAUCUCAACCAUCCAACACCACAUACGGCAUGUCUUUAUGGGACAGAGUCUACAAUACCACAACUCGACUAAUCAGCAACCUGGAGAAACUUCAGCACGUCAGGGUGAAUGGCACUGCUACCAUGUCAUGGUUCAGUCCCAUCCUGGCCACACUACAGGCCCUCCAGAACCCAACCAUGAGCAGUGGCCUAGCAGUCUGCAAUGACCUUGUGACCUACCUGGGAGGAACGGACAUGUUCCGUGAAGUUCAGACAAUCAUUAGUCAGACUGUUUUCAACAUCAAGCUGAUUGCAGAUCAGAUGCCUUUGCUUGAAGUGGCUGAUGAUUUUGUGUGUACUCUGGUGCGAGACGCGAACCUCAAAGGUGCUGUUGAUAUACUGAAAACCACCGGAAUCUUUGAUUCUCUGACUCAGACAAAUCCCACAAUGAACCCCAGAGGCACAGAUGGCCUCCAGUGCUCUGUGGUGCUUCAGACAGGGAUGAACCUGUGGAAUGUCAUCAACAGUACCUUCAUCAUGGGCAAUGGUCCAGAUUGGGACCAGAUGGGACAGUGUUUUGUGGACAGUUCCAAGAACUUCCGUUCCUUUGCUGCUGGCCUUAACAGUGCUUUCAGUAUCGCCACUGAUGUUAUGUCCCUUAUCCAAGAUCCAUCUCUCAAACAGUUGCUUAAUGCACAAGGAGGUCUAACACCAGUCUUGGAUUUUGUCCUAAGAGUCUUCACGGAACAAAGAACCGUUCUGUUGAAGUUCUCUGACCUGUUGAAGAAUGACACCACAGUACAGGACUACCUCACAGGGAUUCUCAAGCUGUCCCCAGAGCUAGUGACCUCCAUCCUCAAGUCCUCCAUCAACCUGGAUUCGGCGAUGUUCCUGAACCAGCCUGUGGAGCAGAUCCAGGAGAUUCUGUGUAACGCCACACGUCUGGGGCAAGUCCUCACCCUCCCUGACUUCACCGUUGACAUCCCCACCCUCAGCCGACUCAUCUGUACAAACGAUUCCCUGACCACAGCCUCAGCCCUGAAGAGCGCAGCUGAAGCAGCUACCAUUAUACAGCAGGCCCUCAUAGCAACAUCAACUGGUCUGAAUCAGCAAUUCUUUAAUAACAUCAGCAACCAUGUCUUGAACCUUGUGGGAGACCUUCAGUUAGUGACAGAGAUUGCUGGAAUAUUCAGCGGUGGCUUCAAUGUUGAUACUCUUCGGGACAAUAUUCCCAAGAUCGACAGAUUUCUCAUGUCAUCUGGCCCUGAGAGAAUAGUGCAGAGUCUGACUAACAUCUUGGAGGACAUCCAGAAAGUCCUCCCUGCCAACAGUGAAGCCGACACCGUGCUGAAAGAAAUUGGAAUUUUCAUCAGGGGAUUAGCUGGGCUAGACAUUGUGCAGUCAUACUUCUUAGAGGCUUUGACUGUUUCUGACUUUGUGAAGAGCCCUACUGCUGUGUACAACUACCUGAUACAGAUUGGCAUGUCCCCCAGCAGUGCCAGGACUGUUCUGGAGGGAACAUUUUCUAUCAAUGUGUUCCUCAACUCCUCAUACAUCCUGGAUGCCAACAUUCCCUGCACCGAAAUGUUCAGCAGACUCCUCUCCCUCAACACCACCAUGCUCAACAUCAGACAGGUCACGGAUGACCUGUGUCGUAUCAAUGAAACAGUUGCCUUGGAGAUUGCCAACUUGCUCAUCCCACAACUUACCUUAGGAGAUCUCCUGCAAAGGUAUGUCACUUUGUCUGGUGAUGACAUUUUCAAGUCUGCCAAUAUCACGUCAGAAGAAGCUUCUGAUCUGGCCACCAAACUCAACAACGCCCAAAAGGACCUUGUGCAUGCUGCCGAACUUCUGACCGGAAAGAGCAACACCAUGAACUACAAGAGUAGCGAGAUGUUGGGAGAACUCUUCAAGCUGCCUCAAGCACAGACUGGUGCUAAAACUAUGGACUCCAUCCAACCUCUGCUGUGUGGCAAGAAGCCGGGAGAUCUUGCCGGGGAUGAUUUCAAUGUGGCAUCAGUGCUGGGGAGUGGCUCCAAGGCAACAGUCAGUGAACAGGAGCUCAGUGAAUUGGCUGAGGCUGACAAGGACAAUGGAGGUGACUUCUGUCAACAACUGUACAAUGACAUCCAGUCUCAGAACCUGGGCUCCAUCAUCUGGGCGUACCUGAAACCCAUCAUGAGGGGCAAGAUCUUGUACACCCCCGACACCCCGCUCACCAGGCAGAUCAUCAGCAAGGCCAACAACGUAUUUGACGUCCUUAAGGAUGUCCAGAGAGUGGCAAAGGCGUGGUCAGUGGGGACUCCCAAUCUGAUGGCAAUGACAGACAAAGCCAAACAAAUGGGUGCAGUCAAGGAUAUUUUAAAGAAUGACUUCAUUACAUCUCUACUGAAACAGACCUCUGGUCUUGAUGCCAAACAACUUCUGACAGGUAUUGAAGCCCUUGACUCUGGCAACUUCAACUCCAGCAGUAUGAAGGGCAUGAAGGUCGCUGCUGACCUCCUCGUCAACUACACCUCCUGUAUGGAACUUGAACGCUUUGUCGCUGCAGAAUCGGAAGAAGAAAUGGAAAAAAUGGCAUUCCGCCUCUCAGACACGAAUAACUUCUUGGCAGGCGUUGUGUUCACCAAUCUCCCAUCUGGUGGUGGGCGCCGCAGGAAGAGAGACACUGGAGGCGAUAAGCUACCUGACCAUGUCGAGUAUAAGAUCCGUAUGGAGUCAGAAAAUGUCAGAAUUACGAACCGAUUGAAACCCAGGUUCUGGGAGCCGGAUUCCUAUGACCGCUUUGCAUCCCACCUCCAGUAUCUGCGCGGCUUCAUGCAACUCCAGGACAUGGUAGAGCGAGCCAUCAUUGCCGUACAGACCGGGGAAAAUGCCACACUGCCAGGCGUCUACCUCAAACAGUUCCCCUUCCCAUGCAUUUCGGAUGACUCAUACAUUGGUGUGCUUGGAUCUUACUUGCUGCCAGUUGUGAUGACCUUUGCAUGGCUGGCUGCUCUGGCCAUUGCCACCCGCAACCUCGUCAUUGACAGAGAGGAGGGUCUAGAAGAUGCUCUAAGAAUCAUGGGAAUGAAACCCAUCCUGAACUGGUUUGCCUGGUUGGUGUCAACACUGAUACUGAUGGUGGUUGUCAGCGGCAUUCUCACCAUAAUCCUCAAAUUCAGCCAUCUUUUCCGAAUGUCCGACCCAUCGAUCGUCUUCCUGUAUCUCAUCUGCUUCUGUUUCUCGUCAACCAUGUUGGUCUACUUUGUGAGUUCAUUCUUCACCCGUGUGACCUUGGCCAUCCUGAUGGUGCUCAUCGUCUACUUCCUGUCCUACCUGCCAUACAUUGUCCUUGUCUCCAUGGAGGUGUCCAUGGUCUUCUGGCAGAAAACUAUAGCGUGUCUACUAUCUACCAGUGCAUUUGGGUUUGCUGCUCAAUAUUUGUCUCGUCUGGAGAUGCAGAAUAUUGGUCUGCAGUGGGACAACAUCGCAUCCAGUCCAGUAGCUGAGGAUCCUAUGACCUUCUCCUGGGCGUGCUACAUGAUGUUGAUUGACAGCGCCAUCUAUCUUUUCCUUGGCUGGUAUGUCAGGACUAUAAUGCCAGGUAAAUUUGGCACCUCCGAGCCAUGGUAUUUCCCGGUGUCCCCCUCCUACUGGUGUGGCAGGAAGAACAAGGGAAACAGUGCCCUUUCCUCCAGGACAGGAUCUCAGAACGUCACGCUGUUCGAGUCGAGUGGAGGUGGUUCAGGAAUACCUGGUAUGGCGGUGCGGAAUCUCACCAAGAAGUAUGGGAAGAAAGUGACUGUUGACAACAUCAGUGCCGAUUUCUAUGAAGGACAAGUUACUGCCCUACUUGGACACAACGGUGCCGCCAAGACAACAACAAUGAAAAUGUUGAUUGGGAUCUUGGAGCCCACGUCUGGAGAAGUGUUCAUCAACCAGAAGGGGUCUGCUGGAGCCAUCGGCUUCUGCCCUCAACACAACACACUUCUAGACUACAUGACCGUCCUGGAGCACAUGGAGCUGUAUUCUGGCAUCAAGUGUGACUGGUCGUCCAGUGACCGAGCCAGUGAAAUCAAGAGCCUCCUGUCUGAUGUGGACCUGUAUCAUGUGCGUUAUGUCCGAGUCAGUCAGCUGUCUGGGGGUAUGAAGCGUAGAUUGUGUGUGGCCCUGGCGUUUGUUGGAGGGUCGACGGCAGUCGUGUUGGAUGAACCCACCAGUGGAGUAGACCCACACGCAAGGAAACACAUUUGGAACCUGAUCACGAAACAGAGACUUGAGCGGACCAUCCUGCUGUCCACGCAUCACCUGGAUGAGGCCGAUACCGUCGGAGACACCAUCGCCAUCAUGCACGAGGGUCACAUUCUGUGUUGUGGGUCCCCCAUGUUCCUGAAGGGGAAGCUGGGUGGAGGGUACCAUCUCACUGUGGAGAAGGCCACCAAGAUGGAGGCCUCCGGAACAUUCAAUGGAAACCAAAGUGACUGCACUAGCACUCAAGUCCUGGCCUUCAUGAAGACAAUGUUGCCGAAAGCCCAGCUUGUGGAGGAAUUUGGGACUGAGAUGACCUUCAACCUGCCACGAGAGGACAGUGUCCACACACCGUUUGACGUAUUCUUCAGACGCCUCGACGAACACUGUAAUCACCUGUGUAUAAGCAGCUACGGCGUCUCUGAUACUACCCUUGAAGAUGUGUUCCUGAAAGUGACAGCUCUGGCAGAUGACAAUGUUGUCCUCAAUGAAGAAGUCCUGGAGAAAGAGCGCCUCAAACCAUUACGUACUCGCACUACCACCGAGACUGCAAGCGAUACAACAUCGGAGACGAGCAGUCAAGAGACGACAGUGAACAUGCUGGACACCGGUCAGUUGAGAUACUCCGGUUUGUCCCUGAAGCUGCAGCAGAUGUCAGCGUUGUUGAUGAAACGUUUCCACCACUACCGCCGUGACUGGCGCAUGUACCUCUCCAUCGUGCUUUUGCCGUUCCUGCUAUUUUUGGCAUCAAUGGGCUUUGCCAGGAUCCGCCCAGAGAUGGAGUCCAUGCCUAGCUUGCUCCUCACACCCGACAUGUAUGGCCCUGACAACUACAUGUUCUUCAAGGAUAUGAGCUAUGAAUCACUAAGUGACAGAAUCGCAGAAACAUUGACCCAGAAGCCUGGCGUUGGCACUGUUUGUUUAGAUGGAUUUGAUUCUGGUUUACCAAUCACAUGUGACUGGACGAAUAGAAGCUUCACCUCACGUGUCCCCCAGACAAACAACGAUGGAUGUAAGUGUGAGAAUUUCAAGCAGCAGUGUGCCCCAGGCUCAGUCCCCAUUCCUCGACACAUCCAAACCCCGACCGGCAACUACCUGCAAGACCUGCUUGGCGAAGACAUCUCACAGUAUCUUCUACACAGUUUUGAUGACUUCCUAGAGAAAAGGUACGGAGGUUGGUCCUACGAAGUUGGCCCAGAGGGAACAGACACAGACAUGGCUGCCACUGUGUGGUUCAACAACGAAGGUUACCACGCCAUGCCAGCAUUCUUCAACGCCUUCAGUAACUCUCUUCUCAGAGCCAAAUUAGGACAGAAGGCUGGAAUGGACCCAUCCAAAUAUGGCAUCAGUGUCUACAGUCAUCCAAUCACAUUGCACACAAUGACAUUGUCACUGGAUAGUAUGGGUCAACAAGCCACAGAUGCUGGAAUCUCAUUGGUCUUCCUGCUGGCCUUCACCUUCAUCUCCACUGCCUUCAUGGUCUACCUCGUCAAUGAAAACCUGAACAAAGAGAAACAGCUGCAGUUCAUCAGCGGAGUUGGGCCUGUCCUCUACUGGGUCACUUCAUUCAUAUGGGACAUGUUACUGUACAGUUUUACUGUGGCCCUGGCUGUGGUGGCAUUGGCCAUAUUCCAACUCGGACCUUACUGGGACAGACAGAACCUGGCUGCAGUGGUCAGUCUCAUCAUGUUGUACGGAUGGUCCGUGAUACCACUGAUGUACAUGACACUGAAGCUAUUCAAGAGUGCAUCAGCAGCCUACCUCACUCUGUUCUGCAUCAACAUGCUCAUCGGCAUACUCACCAUCAUCACCAUCUUUGUGCUGAUCAUCUUCCAGACUAUCGGCACGCGCAUUGGUGAAGCCUUCAAUGUCUGCCGCUACUUGUUCCUCAUAUUCCCUCAAUUCUGCAUGGGUCAAGGUCUCAUUGAUGUCACCGUGAACCACUACAAGUACCUGCUGUUUGCUAGGUUCGGAGACGAUGUGUAUGAAAAUCCCUUCUCCUUCGAGAUGCUAGGCUGGAACCUGCUUGCCAUGGGGAUUCAGGGUCUCGUGUUCUUCAUAAUCACAAUCAUUAUUGAAAGUAAACGCAGCAAUGGCGCAAGAAUCCCAAGCCGCCUGUUGGACAUCCCUGAGGAAGAUGGAGAUGUCCACAACGAGAGACUUCGUAUACAACAUGGACAGACAAAGGAUGACAUUCUCUAUGUCAAUGGACUUUCAAAGAUCUACCGUCGAGGCAUGAAGAGGUUCCUGGCUGUGGACAAUCUGUGCUUCGGUGUCUCAAAGGGAGAGUGUUUCGGGCUGCUUGGAGUUAAUGGUGCUGGCAAGACAACAACCUUCCGGAUGUUGACAGGGGACACCAACACCUCCAGCGGAGCUGCAUACCUGAACGGACACAAGAUCAGCACAGGCGACCCCUACCUUGGUCAGGAGAUAGGGUACUGUCCACAGGAGGGGGGGUUGGAUGGUUUCCUCAGUGGAGAGGAGAUCCUCUUCUGCCAUGCCAAACUGAAGGGCAUGUCUGAACAAUACGCUCGCAAGGUGGUUGUGGACUUGGUGGGCAAGCUCCACCUGGCUGCCUACGCUCAGAAGGCCAUCAACACAUACAGUGGUGGCACCAAGAGGAAGCUGUCACUUGCCAUCGCCAUGUUGGGAGAACCACCCGUCCUCUUCCUGGAUGAACCCACGUCAGGCAUGGACCCUGCCACCAGGAGGCUUGUGUGGAAGUGUAUAUCUAAGGCUGGACAGAAUGGACAGUCCAUUGUUCUUACUUCACACAGCAUGGAUGAAUGUGAUUCCCUGUGUUCCCGACUGGCCAUCAUGGUCAAUGGCAGACUCAUGUGUCUUGGCAGUGCCCAGCAUCUCAAGACGAAGUUCGGCGAUGGCUAUACCGUGACAAUGCACAUCCAGGGCUUGUCCAACAACCGCUUCAACAUUGAGCAGGCCUUCCUCAACCGCUUCCCUGGCGCGACCAUCAAGGUCAGUGUGGGAGGCAAGGACCAGCACACCAGUGUACUUGAAGUUGGCAUUCCGCGCAACACAACAUCUGUGUCAGAGCUGUUCUCCAUCCUCCAGACAGCCCAAGAGAAAAACCACAUCACCAGAUACUCCCUCUCUCAAACUACACUGGAUACUGUGUUUGUCAACUUCGCCCAAGAACAAUCUGACAGCAUCUCUGAUAAAGAUGAUGAUCUGUCCACGUCUGGUGGGGAGUCUGGAUCGGAGCAGUCAGGAAUACUCCCAGGACCAUUCUCCAAUCAGACAUAUGCGUACAUGAACCCACAGUAUAUGGCGGACCCUCAAGAUGAGCGAUUCUCAUCACAAUACGCAGCCAACCUUGCACAGGCCUCCACUAGCAUCUCCAUGAAGGAAGGCAAAAUUAACAAGGCCUUCGAUGACGAUAACAAGGUGUUUGAUACAAGAUUGUGAUUGAUAACAGCUUUUCCAACAGAUGACUGACUUUAAUGUUUUGUGAAAACAUCCUUAAUCUUCAGACCAAAUGUGACAGUUUUAUUGUGCAACUGUAUUUCUAAAACUUACAUCCAUAUUUUGCAAUUAUGAUAAAGAAUUUUGUCAUCUGAGUGGUUUUGCAUGAUAACCACAAAACUCAUAGUUUCAGCUUCUGUAAACAAAUCAAUGAGGACACUGAAGUCCUUACACUGUAUUGAUUGCUAGCAUAAUAUUUGUAUAUAGAACAAAAUUCAUUAAAAUUUACCAAACAAUAAAUCUUGCUAAUGGACAUUUCACCUGAAAUGUUCAGGCAUGUGGACCUAUGUUUCAUCAACUCAGUUUAACAAUUUGCAGUAUGUUUUGUGAUAUUGUUUCAUAUUCAGUUAAGCAAGAUAACAAUGCAAAUUGUUGUUUUAUCAUGUUAAUAGCAUUCCCAAUGAAGAUAAUAUUUUAUAGUAUUUACUAGAAUAUUGUAAUAUUAUAGAGGUCGAUCUGUCAAUUUCAAGUAUUUGUAUGACGAUAUAUAUCAACAUAAUACAACCUUUUUACUUUUUAAACAUGACUUUUGUAUCAUAAUUUUCAAUUUCUCAUGAUAGGGUAUAAACAUAUCAUCAUGCGACAAAUGAACAAAAACUUCAAUACUUCUCUCUCAGCAACUUUAUACAAAAUAUGCUCCAUGCAAGUUGUUUUUCCACUGUAACGAAUGAUUUAAAUAACAAUUGUUUGAAAGAAAUAAUAUUUCAAAUGUCUUAUUCAUAUUGCACAGAACAGGAAUCAUAGUGGGGUUGGUAGCACAUUUUGCAAUGCUCCAUUCCAUUCUAUCAGCAUUUAAAGGGUAAAAGAAUUGCUCAAAGCUUUAUGUUUUUUCAACUGUAGACUACAACUUGUAAGUGAUGCUUGGAUAAUAGGGUGCAAUACAAUGUUUGUCUCGUAGAAGCAUCUGUCAAAGUUUAAUGUCAUGUUCCUUUCUGUUCUGUGUACAUUUGUAUGAUGAACCAGUACCAGUUGUUUAUGGUAAUCUUAAAAUACGUUUUUUUAAUGUUUUAAAUAAAUCAAAUGGAGACAAUGUACUGUGAUUUGUUUCCUGAGAAUCAACAAUUUGCAUAAUAGGAACCAAAUCUGUGUUGCCACUGUUCUGACAUAAUUUGGUUCAUUUUGUUUUCAAUGUGUAACUUUGUACAAGUCUCUCUCUGAUCUGUUUUGCAUGGAGCCAGAGGAUUGUUUAGCCUCUCUCUACAGACGCUUUGUAUCAUGUGACCAGAAUAAUCAGCUAUUGUGAUGUGUAUAUAUUAUGGUGAUACACUAUUUUGUGGAUACAGCCUAAUAUGUACAGACAAUUUUAUUACUUUCAUAUUUUCAAUAUUACAAUUAUAGAUAGAUGCAAUAUAUAUUUUUAAAUAUUUUUAACAAAAUCCUGUUUUUCUAAAUAAACUAUAUGAUGCAAUUUAAAA
Molecule: messenger RNA, 18586 nt
Organism: Haliotis rufescens (red abalone)
Lineage: Eukaryota; Metazoa; Mollusca; Gastropoda; Lepetellida; Haliotidae
Exons: 100
Coding region: 303-17114 (5603 amino acids)
Biological process (GO): lipid transport; transmembrane transport
Cellular component (GO): intracellular membrane-bounded organelle; membrane
Molecular function (GO): ATP hydrolysis activity; ABC-type transporter activity; ATP binding
Source: RefSeq, a predicted model, not a curated record